AUGAGAAUCGCGGUAUUUAUUUUGUUUAUUGCUGCAGGCAUCGUGUCGGCUGGAAGACAUGAUUCAUACUCCAGGAAUUCAGUACACAACAUUAAGGUGCGGGACAAAUCAGACCAGGACUUUCUGUUUAAUCUACUCUUGGAAUUAGAUCUGGACGUUUGGAAUUAUGGAGAACCGUUACGACAGAAUGCAAGUGUCAUGGUCACACCUGAAAAUAGACAAAAAUUCUUAGAAGCUAUAGAUGGAAGGAACUUGGAACACAAUGUUCAGAUAGAUGACGUUGCCAAGUACCUCGAAGAGGUUGAUAAUCAACAUCUGCAACGGAAUGCACGAGAUGACGAGAAAAAGAUCUUUGAAAAGUACCCACGUCAUGCAGAGGUAGAUGAAUAUUUGGAAUACAUUGCUAACCAGUAUCCCGCUAUAGCAACCAUAGUUAAUGCUGGUAACAGUUUUGAAGGUCGCCCCAUGAAAUACUUAAAGAUCUCAACAACAAAUUUCGCCGACAAUACCAAGCCCAUCUAUUUUAUGGAAGCAAUGUUACAUGCUCGCGAGUGGGCUACUACUCCAGUCGCCUUAUACUCGAUUCACAGACUGGUAGAAAACGUUACUGCCGAAGACCAGGACCUACUCAAUAAUAUUGACUGGAUUAUCUUGCCAAUAGCCAACCCUGAUGGAUAUGAGUAUACACAUACUGAUCAACGUCUCUGGCGUAAAACAAGAUCUAUCAACCCAACAUCCGAUUGCAUUGGCGUUGACGGGAAUAGAAAUUUCGAUGCCAACUUUAACACCGUUGGUGUAUCACAAAACCCUUGUUCGGACGUCUAUCCUGGAUGGGUGGCCUUUUCCGAGGUAGAGACCCGUAUAGUUAGGGACAUCAUGCUUGAAUAUCUCGACCGGAUGGAGAUAUUUAUGGACAUACACAGUUUUGGAAGCUAUAUAUUAUUUCCCAAUGGUGAUGGAACUUUGCCACCAACAGCACCUCAACUCCAUCAAGUCGGUUGUGCAAUGGGAGCUGCUAUUGAUACUGUUAAAUUGCCGCAAGCUAUUUACUACCGUGUGGCAAAUGCUGGUCAGCUGCUGUACCCAACAUCUGGUGAUUCUACGGAUUACGGUCAGAUAAUCGGCAUCCCGUUCCCGUACACGUUGGAGCUGCCCAACUUCGGUGGCGGUUUUAUUGUCCCCGAGGAGUUAAUCGAACAAACCAACAUGGAGUCAUGGCUUGGCAUUGCUGCCACCGCGAGACUCGCCCGCAUAUAUUAUCGAGCCAAACUCAAUCUGAACAAUUAA
Molecule: messenger RNA, 1287 nt
Organism: Arctia plantaginis
Lineage: Eukaryota; Metazoa; Arthropoda; Insecta; Lepidoptera; Erebidae
Source: the annotation of a GenBank genome assembly